CGUAUAACGCCCAUGCAAAGUGUGAUUUAAAUUUCAAAGUUUAUGAAAUUUUGUGUCAUUUAAAUUGAACCACUAGCAAGAGCACUUUGCAAUUAUUAUUGUAUGAAAAGUCGAGUGAGAAAGCUUCAGAAAAUGUCAUUGUUGAAAUAUUUUAAAGGAAAAUACUCGAUCAACCUUCCCGAAAAUACAAAAAUGUCGACUGAAUCAUACAGCGCUCCUGUCCAACAGCCUAGAAGAAGUCCACGUCUGCAUCCUGCAAAUAUUAGUUGUGGCUUAAAACGUGCCGGAUCUGAGUUAGAGUUUGACUGGCAAUCCAAAAAGAGAUUUGCUGUAAACAGAAAUUCUGUGGUUUAUUUACAUGAUGAGAGCCAGCAUGAUCCAUAUGAUAUCAAACAUAUCAACAAGGACAAAAGAAGUAAGCGAAGCGUUCCAAAGAAUGAGUGGUUUGAAACAAACAUAUUUGACGAAAAAUCCAACAUGAAGAAGGAAUACAAGGAAUAUUUGUUAAGAUUACCAGGAGUGGAAAAAAUCCAUGUUGGUUUUGAUGGCAAAAAGGAUCGAACAUGGAAAAUAUACAUCACCCACUCAGAAAACUCACAACCGUCCAUGGAUCAACUGCGCAUGAUAUUUGGCAACAAUAUCUCCUGUUUUGUCGAAUUCAUCGAAGAAAAAGUUGAUAAAAACAGUAGAUCUGCUUUUCUUCGAGGACCAAGAACAGGGGAUCCACAUCAUGUUACAAAUGAGGAAAAUAGAGGCCGUGGAAAAAUAAGUAUUCUUGGUUUUGGAGAUAAACGCAGACAGAAACACUACGCAAUCACCAGCUAUCACGUUUGUUACCAAGGAGAAUUAUCAGGAGACCUUUUCGAACAACACCAAAAACUGAAGACAGACUGGAAAAAUAACGCCAGGGGAUGUUCUGGAUACAAAUAUCAGUACCAAGGAGAUAAACCUCGAAGGCUUGGUGAAUUUUAUUGUGGUUUAUACAACGACAAGAACGAUAUUGCCCUCAUCGAACUUGAUACAUAUUUGGACUGCAACGAUGCGGUCAAAUUCCUGAAGGACCAACGUUUUGAUGACGUUUUGGCGACUGAAAAGGAAGUAACCGAAAAAUUUAAGAACAUGAAGGGAACAGUUCCUGUUGGCAUAUUUGGGUCUGAAACUGGAGAUAGAAAAGGAAACUUGGUUGAAAAAGAUGCGGGAUUCGAAAACGGAAUGAAUGACGGCUUUUAUGGCAUAAAAGACGUGUCUGACGAUAACAUCUUUGCGGAAGAAACGGACUCAGGGUCUUUGGUGUAUAUGAUAUGUAAGGAUGGCAAGAAGAUACCAUUUGCCUACCUAAGUAACAUUAAGAACGGCGUCUAUUACUGCCCUAAUUUGAAAUCCAGUUUGGAGGCACUGAGAAGUCCUGUAAAACCUUGCUUGGGUAGAUGUGGAAAUCACUUUAAUAAAUAAUUAUAUGUGCAAAGUGAUGUUAUGUCUGGCAGUAAAUGCUUAGCAGGAAACGGUAAUCCACAUCUUUAAAUUAUUUCAUCUUGUACAUUUCUGUAGUAGUAUAACAGUAACGAUAAUCUGUAAUAGCAUAAGUGAUAAGUAUAUCAACAACGAUAAUUUGUAAUUGUCAAGCGAAAAGUUUUAAUAGCAUAAAUAUA
Dendronephthya gigantea is the source of this 1649-nucleotide messenger RNA. RefSeq lists its product as uncharacterized. The transcript is spliced from 6 exons. The record is from RefSeq and is a predicted model, not a curated record. Lineage: Eukaryota; Metazoa; Cnidaria; Anthozoa; Malacalcyonacea; Nephtheidae. The coding region runs from base 103 to 1452 and encodes 449 amino acids.